GCAUGAAGGCCCGUGGGCGUGUGGGAAGUGGAGCCCGUAAAGGAGGAGUGGGUACUCAACCACCUUUAGAUCGUGACAGGGUCCCUCAAACUUGGAUUUCUCUGGACGAGAAGCCGAAAAAAUCUUCAUGAAGAUCCAGCGAGAUUCUUGCAGGCUUGCAGCAUCUGCACUUUUACAGGCCCUGCCGCCACCGAAAGAUUACAUCAUUUGCUGUCCGUUGACGAUCUUUCCACCUGGAAUGCAUCAUUCUCACAUCAUAUCCCAUCCCUCCUCUACCCUCCUCCGUCCGAAACCACCACAUACUUCAUCCCGAACUCCGUUACCGAACGGACCUCACGCUGCUUCGGUAAGCGGCGCCCUCUUGCUGUUCUCAGUGUUGUCCCACUGCCUGCCCGUCGUAGCGAGGCCCCCGGUGAUGUCAGCUGGGGUUGAACAAUCGGAAAAACAAUUCGAAAAGGAAUGCCCAUGGGACGGUCAGGGUCAUGGUACAGGACGUGGGGAGUGGAGGGCCACCUCCAAGGCUCCAAUCUUUUCCCCAUGGGUAACCUUCUUUGGAUCAAGUGUAAAAGGUAGCGAGCGCUCCACCGCUCGUUGCCGCAUGCAGUACGCAGAUUCUUAAGUUCACGUAGUCCUCUCGCACUGCUGGCAUAAUUCUGUCUAAUCUUUAAUCUUCUCUCUGUCUCUCCUUCUAUUCUCUCUUCAUCUUCUCACUCGCCUUU
Molecule: messenger RNA, 719 nt
Organism: Aspergillus japonicus CBS 114.51
Lineage: Eukaryota; Fungi; Ascomycota; Eurotiomycetes; Eurotiales; Aspergillaceae
Exons: 2
Coding region: 128-619 (163 amino acids)
Source: RefSeq, a predicted model, not a curated record